Messenger RNA from Pseudoliparis swirei, 3569 nucleotides. It is a transcript of the gene top1a, whose product is annotated as DNA topoisomerase Ia. Gene Ontology annotation, cellular component: chromosome; nucleolus. Gene Ontology annotation, biological process: DNA replication; chromosome segregation; DNA topological change. The record is from RefSeq and is a predicted model, not a curated record. The coding region runs from base 111 to 2345 and encodes 744 amino acids. Lineage: Eukaryota; Metazoa; Chordata; Actinopteri; Perciformes; Liparidae. Gene Ontology annotation, molecular function: DNA binding; DNA topoisomerase type I (single strand cut, ATP-independent) activity. The transcript is spliced from 21 exons.
CACAACUGUGUCUUUUCUUCAUUCUGCCUGCAUCUCCUCGUCGGCGUGUGGCAACCCGACACGUUACUCGUCUUUUGCUUUGUUUCAAUCAAACAAACGACACGUAGGAAAUGAGUGGGGACCAGAUUGACUGCGGCUCUCGUUUCAACGACUCUCACAAGCACAAAGAAAAGUACAAAGAGAAGGAACACAAACAUAAGGACCACAAAAAGGAUAAGGAACGGGAAAAAGCAAAGCAUGGCAACAGUGAUCACAAUGACUCCUCUGACCAAAAAUACAGAGACAAGGAGAAGGAAAAGAUGAAGAACAAAGAUGGCAGCGCAGACAAAUACAAGGACAAGCACAAGGAGAAGAAGACGAAGCCCCUUGAUGUAAAAGUCAAAAAGGAGAAUGGCUUUGCCAGCCCUCCUCCAGCAGUGAAGUCCGAGCCUCAGGAUACCUUUUUCCACUCUCCUAAACUUGAGAAGUCUCUAAAAAGAGAACGGGCCGACGAUAACGACUCUGACUUUAAGGCCAAAAAAGUAAAGAUUGAAAAUGACAAGAAGGUCAAGAAAAGGAAACCAGAGGAGGAGGAUAUUAAGCCCAAAAAGCCAACAAAUAAAAGAGCAGUCACUGACGGAAGAAAGAAAGUAAAGAAGGAGCCAGAGGAGAAGUGGAAAUGGUGGGAGGAAGAGAGAUACACAGAUGGCUCCAAAUGGAAAUUUCUGGAACACAAAGGACCUGUUUUCGCACCACCGUACGAGCCUCUUCCUAGUCACGUCAAAUUUUCCUAUGACGGUAAGCACAUGAAGCUGCGCCCAGAGGCGGAAGAGGUGGCCACGUUCUAUGCCAAAAUGCUGGACCACGAGUACACCACAAAGGAUAUCUUCCGCAAAAACUUCUUUAAAGAUUGGAGGAAGGAAAUGUCUGCAGAGGAGAAGGCCAAGUUGACCGAUCUGAAGAAGUGUGACUUCGCUCCGAUGAGUGAAUACUUCAAGGCGCAGUCUGAAGCCAGGAAGGCCAUGUCCAAGGAUGCCAAACUGAAAAUCAAGGAGGAGAACGAGCGGCUCUUACAGCUGUACGGCUUCUGCAUCAUGGACAACCACCGGGAACGUAUCGCUAACUUUCGCAUCGAGCCUCCGGGCCUGUUCCGCGGCCGGGGGGACCAUCCCAAAAUGGGCAUGCUCAAACGUCGCAGCAGGCCUAAAGAUAUCAUCGUCAACUGCAGCAAGGAUUCAAAGCACCCAGAGCCUCCUCCAGGCACCAAGUGGAAAGAGGUUCGUCAUGACAACAAGGUCACUUGGCUGGUGUCGUGGACGGAGAACAUUCAAGGCUCGAUCAAGUACAUCAUGCUGAACCCCAGCUCAAGGAUCAAGGGAGAGAAGGACUGGCAGAAGUAUGAAACUGCUCGUCAGCUGAAGAAAUGUGUGGACCGCAUCCGAACCCAGUACCGCGAGGACUGGAAGUCCAAGGAGAUGAGGAUCAGGCAAAGGGCUGUGGCGCUCUACUUUAUCGACAAGCUGGCUCUGAGAGCGGGUAACGAGAAGGAGGAAGGGGAGACUGCGGACACGGUGGGCUGCUGCUCGCUGAGAGUCGAACACAUCAAACUCUAUCCAGAGAACGACGGGCAAGAGUUUGUGGUGGAGUUUGACUUCCUUGGCAAGGACUCCAUUCGCUACUACAACAAAGUCCCUGUGGAGAAACGGGUUUUUAAGAAUCUACAGUUGUUUAUGGAGAACAAGGAGACUGACGACGACCUGUUUGAUCGCCUGAAUACUUCUGUUCUGAACAAGCACCUUCAGGAGCUGAUGGACGGACUGACGGCCAAAGUCUUCCGUACCUACAACGCCUCCAUCACCCUGCAGCAGCAGCUGAAGCAGCUCACAAGUGCGGAAGAGAACCUUCUAGCCAAGAUCCUGUCCUACAACCGGGCCAACCGGGCUGUGGCCAUCCUGUGUAACCAUCAGCGGGCUCCCCCAAAGACAUUUGAGAAGUCUAUGCAGAACCUGCAGGCGAAGAUUGAUGCUAAAAGGGACCAGCUCUAUGAUGCCAAGAGGGAACUGAAGAGCUCCAAGGCUGAUGCCAAAGUACGGAGAGAUGAAAAAUCCAAAAAGACCGUGGAGACCAGGAAGAAGGCGGUCGAGAGGACCGAGGAGCAGCUGAUGAAGCUGGAGGUGCAGGCGACCGAUCGAGAGGAGAACAAGCAGAUCGCUCUCGGCACGUCCAAGCUCAACUAUCUGGACCCUCGCAUCUCUGUGGCUUGGUGUAAGAAGUGGAGCAUUCCCGUGGAGAAGAUCUACAACAAGACCCAGCGCGAGAAGUUUGCCUGGGCCAUCGACAUGGCCGAGGGCGACUUUGAAUUUUAAAUCCCCAAUUUGUGGUUUUAACUAUGAUACACUUUUUUUAUCGGAUUCUUGUUUUUUAGCUUAAACUGAAUUUUGCUCGAUGGCCAGACCCGAUCAGGAAUUUGAGACCGUUUGAGCAGAAAAGACGAGCUAAUGACGCCAAUAAUGAAGUGGCAGCAGGGGGUUGUGGGUAGUCUAAACAUCUGGUCUGACUGAGAUCGGGGCAAUCGAGGCUGAACUCCACCCACAACCGAGCGUCGCGGCACGGUCCCAGUAAUUGAAAGACCUUUUUACCGUGACACUUGACAUGAACUUUGAACUCUGUGGUCUUAUCUACUGUAGCUACUAGCUACCGUAUUCAGCAAAAUGAAAAAGAAAAAACAGCGUUGUAACAUUUUAUUUCCUCUGUUCACUUGCUCUGUAUUUUAGCCCCGCCCAUGUAUUAUUAACGAAUUCUAUAUUUUGAUAGACAAAGUUGAAUCAAACGAGUUCCUUAACGACACCCCACGCGCCUUUCAAGGACACGGAAAUCGGAGUUUUGAGUUGUGUGUGUGUGUGUGUGUGUGAGGGGAGUUGAUUGAUUGAUUGGGUGACUAUUUUAAACUGGAUUAUGUUUAAUUGUUAAGCAUGAAAGGGGCGAUGUUUUUGGCAAGCGACGGGGAAAACACUGCAACCAUGUCAAUAUUUACUGAAGCAAGCCGAAUGUGAAUAUGUUGUUUUACAGCCUCCAUCAGGGACUUCUUUUACAGUGUAAAUGUGAACCAAUCAUUCUGUCCUUUUUUUUUUUAGUCUCCAACAUCCUCUGAAUCUGUCUGCAUAGAUCUGUCUCCAUCUGAUUUGAACCUUAAUUUAACAAUUGUUUCCCGGAAAAAGAGAAAAAACUCCCGUAUCUGUUACUUGAAGAUAAUGCUAUGAUAAUGUAUUUAAAAGUCAUUUAAAUGGAAAAUGUUUUCUUCCCAGAAAAAAAGGUAUGUGGGGGAUUUGAAACUUUGCCACAAAAAAAAAUCACCAAUCUGUUACAAUUUAGGCAUUUUUAUUUUUGUUGUGUAAAGAUUCAGGAUAAAAUGUAACAUUUAAUGUGAAUUUUAUCGGUUCAUUUUAUUCCACUUUUAUGAUAGGAAAAUUGAUGUACGUUGCUGUAAAGGCAACAUCUUAUUCCUGUUUUAUCUUUUGUCAUAGCCUUUGAUUUUAUCUGAAUUUUAUGCUCAUUGUAGGUUUGAAAAUGAAUAAAACCCUACAAGUACA